UGCUUUGGGAUUACAUUACUGUCUUGACGUUAAACCAAAAUAUGCGAUUGGAGCAGGAACCGGAAAAUUUGGAGUUUGCUGACUACUUGCUUGAGAUUGGAACGAACCCUAAAGAGGUUGUUAAUCUGCCAUCGACAAUGGGUAGUUGUCAAAACAUGCAUGAGCUAAUAUCUUCGGUGUAUCCUCUGUUGGUAAUGGACGAACCAAUGUCUCCCAAAUACUUAACCAAGAGGAUCAUUUUAUCUCCACGUAAUGAAGACGUCCAUAAGAUUAAUAUGGAUGCAUUAGAAAGAUUACAUGGGGAGACUUACACGUAUUUUGCUGCUGACAAAAUGAUUCUGGAUGAUCAUGGAAGGGAUUCGGAUUUUACAACUGAAUUUCUCAACAAUUUAAGUCCACCAGGAACACCUCCAUUUAAGCUAGACCUCAAAGUUGGAUGUCCCAUUAUGUUGCUGAGAAAUCUGGCACCGAAAGAAGGCCUUUGUAAUGGUACAAGACUGGUGGUGACGAGGUGCGGACGACACGUGAUUGAAGCUAAAAUCAUAACUGGAGAAAAAGCUGGUGAAGUAGUAUUCAUCCCUAGAAUAACUUUUCAACCUUCAGCUUCAGAGCUAAACAUACAAAUGGAAAGACGUCAAUUUCCCAUACACGUUGCAUAUGCGAUGACUAUUAACAAAUCCCAGGGACAAUCGGUGAAGUAUGUGGGAAUUGAUUUACGUACUCCAGUAUUUAGUCAUGGUCAGCUAUAUGUCGCAUUGUCCAGGUGUACUGCUGCAUAGAGAAUUACUUUAUUAUUUCCAAAUGAAUCAAAUGUGUCUUUAGAUCCAGUAACAAAAAAUGUAGUGUAUCCUGAAGUAUUAUUGUAGAAUUUGAUGCUUCUUUUAAUUUUAAAAGAAGUAAUGGUACAUGUAAUUUUUAAUAUUUCUUUAGAUUGGAUGA
Messenger RNA from Papaver somniferum (opium poppy), 939 nucleotides. Its product is annotated as ATP-dependent DNA helicase PIF1-like. NCBI's taxonomy places the organism in Eukaryota, Viridiplantae, Streptophyta, Magnoliopsida, Ranunculales, Papaveraceae. The coding region runs from base 42 to 779 and encodes 245 amino acids. The record is from RefSeq and is a predicted model, not a curated record. The transcript is spliced from 2 exons.